Molecule: messenger RNA, 252 nt
Organism: Oppiella nova
Lineage: Eukaryota; Metazoa; Arthropoda; Arachnida; Sarcoptiformes; Oppiidae
Source: the annotation of a GenBank genome assembly
GGCCCGGGAUGUGCCGCACACGUGGGCCGGAUUGGUGGCCAGCAGUGGCUGUUUUUGGGCAAAGGGUGCUAUAGCCAGGAGACGGUGGUUCACGAGUUGAUGCAUUCCGUGGGCUUUAUUCAUGAACAGUCCCGUCCGGACAGGGAUGCCCAUGUUCAGAUCAUGUGGGAUAACAUCAAGGAGGGUGCAAAACGCAAUUUCCGCAAACACACGACCGACUACCUGGCCGACCACGGCUUCGAGUACGACCUG